UGUAUCAUGUUGACCUAAGACUCGGUACUGAAAAUGGCGCCGUUCAUUCAUAUUGUGGUAAGAGAAUCAUCUUGCUUCGUUAUCAUCUCUGCUGGGUGUUGCGCAUGCGUGGUACCAAAAGGGUUGCUAAACCCUGUCCGCAUUGCUCCGUUUGGCAAAGGAGGCUGUGUUGUCACUUAAUGAGGACAACUUUCACGUUGAAAGAAGUUGGGACAAUUUCAGGUGUGUAGAUAACCUAACAUGUCGAUGGUUCGCGUUGCUUUGUGGCGCACUUCCUGUAGAGUGACACCGAUAGUGCUUUCAUCUUACCCUUUAUCAAACAACGGGAACUCGUCGGUAGCAGAUGUCUAUAGUGGAAGGACAGGUCGGUGCGUUCACGUCGCUAAUACAACUCGUAAUUUCAGCUCCCAAACACACAACUCGAAGGUGCCUGCAGCUGCAACCUGGCAAGCAACCCCAGAGGAGCAGCUUCCUCCGCCAACACGAGUACCAGCCGACCUGGUAGACAAACUUGAACGUCUGGCCUUAGUUGACUUUCGUACCAAAGAGGGACUGGCCUGUUUGGAGAAAGCCAUUCGAUUUGCCGAUCAGCUUCAUGUUGUCGACACUUCAGGAGUGGAGCCAAUGGAUUCGGUUCUGGAGGACAGGGUUUUAUACCUGAGGGAUGAUGUAGUGAUGGAAGGCAACCAUGCAGAAGAACUUCUGCAGCUCUCCAAAAACACAGUGGAGGAAUAUUACAUGGCACCACCAGGAAAUAUUCCAUUACCACAGAGGGAAGAACGGGCCUCCAUGUUGAAAAACUCAGAAUUCUGAGAUCUCGGACUUGGAUUUUCAUUCAAUUUCAAAACUUAUCCUGUUCAGGCUGAUGGCUGGGCUGAAGCCUAUCCCAGCUCACUUUGGGCGAGAGUAGGGUAGACCCUGGAACGCUUAUCCUCAUUAGGGUAGCAGGGGUAUGCUCACUUUGAGCAGGAGGCAGGGUACACCCUGGACUGGUCGCCAGCCAAUCACAGGGCACGUAUAGACAAACAACCAUUCACACUCACAUUCAUACCUAUGGGCAAUUUGGAGUCGCCAAUUAACCUAGCAUGCAUGUUUUUGUGUGUUGAACGUUGGAAGUAACCGGAGUAUCUGGAGAAAACUUGCAAAAUCUCCACACAGAGAAGCCCAAGCGGAGAUUCAAAACCAGCUCUGCAGCCUUAAUCUUAGCAUAUUAAAACAAAAUGUUUUAAGUAAAGAUAUUUGGUAUUGUAAUACAUGACAUUUCUAUUGAAAUAAAUGCAGACAAGUCAAUAGCAUUUGUCAUUGCACUGUAUGACACUGAUUAUUUGAUAAUGAUAAUGCGCUUGUUGGGUGAUUAAAUAUAGGCUAAAUACUUGGAUCCAAACGCUUUAAUUCAAUCUUUAGGAUCAAUCACAAUAGGAUAUGAACAUUUUAGCACAGUACCAGACACAAUUUUAACCUUUUUAUAUGAUGUGCAAUACUACCAAAAGUACCUUUCCACAGGAUAUUUAUUGUGUAUCAGUGUGCACUGUACAGUAUUUCUUUUUAAAAGGCGCCCUCUGUUGGUCAUCUUGAGCAACAUGGUAUUUCUUUAUUAAAAUUGUCAACACAA
Doryrhamphus excisus (bluestripe pipefish) is the source of this 1612-nucleotide messenger RNA. It is a transcript of the gene gatc, whose product is annotated as glutamyl-tRNA amidotransferase subunit C. NCBI's taxonomy places the organism in Eukaryota, Metazoa, Chordata, Actinopteri, Syngnathiformes, Syngnathidae. The record is from RefSeq and is a predicted model, not a curated record. Gene Ontology annotation, cellular component: glutamyl-tRNA(Gln) amidotransferase complex; mitochondrion. Gene Ontology annotation, biological process: regulation of translational fidelity; glutaminyl-tRNAGln biosynthesis via transamidation; mitochondrial translation.